Aspergillus saccharolyticus JOP 1030-1 is the source of this 1626-nucleotide messenger RNA. RefSeq names its product ERMES complex subunit MDM12 (gene mdm12). Gene Ontology annotation, cellular component: ERMES complex. The record is from RefSeq and is a predicted model, not a curated record. The transcript has a single exon. Gene Ontology annotation, molecular function: lipid binding. NCBI's taxonomy places the organism in Eukaryota, Fungi, Ascomycota, Eurotiomycetes, Eurotiales, Aspergillaceae. The annotation marks the transcript as partial. Gene Ontology annotation, biological process: mitochondrion organization; phospholipid transport.
CUCCGCCUCACCAUCAACUUUAGUGGUCUUUCCUUGCUUCGUGCUCCGCGUCUUCCCUUCGUACAGGAGAACACUUCGCACAUGUGAUGUCCAUUGAAGUUGACUGGGGCACAGCGACCUCGGGUCCUGACGGCGAGGCUCUGGCUGAGCGCAUUCGCUCCUUCAUUCACGACAAGUUCCAGCAGGUAGCUCUUCCGCGGUUCAUCCGGUCCGUUCAGGUUCACUCGUUUGACUUCGGAACCAUCCCGCCCGAGCUCGAGAUCAAGGACUUUUGUGAGCCAUUCGCCGAUUUCUACGAGGAAGAUGAAGAUGACGAAGCUUCCGAUGUGUCUGAAGAGCUGGUUGCCGGACAUGGCACUCAAUGGGUUCGCACCGGCUCCGAGCUCAGCGAGCCGCCUUUCCAAGACGAGAAUGCGAUGCAUCAACCGCUGCGCAACCCAUUCGACGAGAGGUUCCAACCAUCCCCCUUGCGCUCUCCGAUAGCUCUGGGAGAUCAUCUCAAUCCGCACUUCCUCCCUCGCGCCGGCACUCCCGGGAUCCCUGGUGGAACGUCAACACUAGGCUAUCACCUGAUGUCUCUGGGGGGAUUGUCGGGAACACAGACCCCUUUAGCUGCAGUCGCAGGGGGGAAUCCGUUCGCCAACAGCUGGAACGAUGCGAGCAGUAGGGAACCAAGGAGCCGAGGGCCGUUGUCAACAUCAGCCCUCGACGGAACGCAUCCGCAAUAUCCGGAAGCCGAGCUGGACGGCAGCAACCCGACCUCGCGCCCAUCGACCUCGAGCACGCUUCCUCCGCAUCCACCUGGGCCAAAUACCGGUACUGGAGAGGCAACAGCACGUACAGAGGAGAACGCACACCUCGACGUGGACGACGACGCUGCCUCGACAGAACCUCUUCGGCUGCCUCGCAUGAGAGAACGCCGGCCCGAGGACUUCCAAGUUCUGUGCCAUGUCAAAUACAGAGGCGAUGUGCGCCUGUCACUGACGGCGGAGAUCCUCCUGGACUACCCGAUGCCCAGCUUCGUGGGCUUACCGCUGAAGCUGAACGUCACGGGCAUAACCUUCGACGGAGUGGCGGUCAUCGCGCACAUCCGCAAGCGCGUCCACUUCUGUUUCUUAUCGCCCGAAGACGCCGACGCGUUGCUCGGCUCCGACCAACAAGACGCUGCCGCAGGGACUCAGGAAGACAAACCACGGCCCGAACCAGUCAAACGCCACGGCGGACUGCUGGAGGAAAUCCGGGUGGAAAGUGAAAUUGGUCGCAAGGAAGACGGCAAGCAAGUCCUGAAGAACGUAGGCAAGGUCGAGCGGUUCGUGCUGGCCCAGGUGCGACGAAUCUUUGAGGAGGAGUUUGUCUACCCGAGUUUUUGGACUUUUCUAGUGUGAGGAGUUAGCUCUAAGCAGUAUGCGCCGGUUUGAGUUACCGUUCUUCUGUGCUAUACCUAGCUGGGUCUAGGAAUACUCGCGCUGAACGCAUAUUGGCCAUCUACUUACCUAAUUUAGCCUCGAUGAAUGAUGUUGUACAGUUCACAACCAAUAAUAGCUUCAAAACAGAGAAGCAACGUCUUUAAUCAUUACAGAAACAAAACUGAGCGAGCAGAUCGUAGCGCACGAAUUUCUGAGUCGG